This is a messenger RNA of Durusdinium trenchii, 2285 nucleotides long. NCBI's taxonomy places the organism in Eukaryota, Dinophyceae, Suessiales, Symbiodiniaceae. The record is from the annotation of a GenBank genome assembly.
UGCUUUAACUAUCUCGUGAUUUGCCACCCGUCGACCUCCAUGGCUACACCGCCCAUGGGCUACACCGCCGCUCCCUAGCGAUGGGCAGGGCGCCCAGUGCUUCGGCACCGGGCGAGGCGCGCGAGGCGGGUGAUGCGCCGAGCGCUUUGCAGCUGCGGGCGGAAGCGGUGGCGCAGUGCUUGGAGCAGGGGAGCAUUUACGAGGGAGAACUUGGAUUCUCCGAGUGUUUGAAGCUCUUGGAGAAGCAGGGAGAGGAGUCAUUAGAAAUGCCUGAGCUUCUCUCCUUGAGCAGCGCGCUGACCAGUGCCUUCCACACGGCACCGGCGCUGGCCGUGCCGUCGCCCGGCGCGGCCGGUGCCACCCUGGGCUUCCGUGUGUCCGCACUGGUGGGAUGGCUCGCCAAGCACGCCCAGGAGCAGGAACUGCCGCGCGGCCUGGGUGGAGUACUAUAUAUGACUGCCAGGUGGAGCACACCUUUGUUGGACCAUUUGCAGCUCUAUGGCCGGCUCAUCUCCAGUGCGUGGACUGAGGGUGGGCCUUUGCUCAGCCAACCGUUGGACAACAACCGCUUUGUCGUGCUGCUAGCAGAGAUCAUGUGCCAAGUGGGUGAGCUUGAGCCUUUGCAACGGCAACACUGGACUGAGCUUGGUGCACGCUGCCUGGUCGCGGCCUCCGACUUUUGGCGAACACGCUACUUUGGGCUGCAUUUACGCGGCCUCCUCACCAUCAGCCGGCAUGCCGCCAAGUCCACUCACCAGCGCUUGGCUACAGCGCUGGUGAGCGCCUGCGCGGCGGAGAUGGAGCUGGAGGGUGGAGGUUUGCUGGAGCGAGUGUUGCAAUUUCAAAUGCUUUGGGCUCAAGAACCUCGCCAUGAGGAGAGAGAGCUUUGCUGGGCCACAGCGGCGUUGGGGUUGUUGCAGCAUGACGCUUUGGCUGCUUGUUCCUUGGUGGCGUUUUUCGCAGACCGUUUGGGAGAAGGGCACCGGUCUUUGCAGAAGCUCUUCAAGCCGGGCCUGUGGACUGCUUUGCAGAAUGCAGACGAGAGCUCGGGGAUUCUCAGGCCUUGCAUCUACAGCAGCUGCUUGGGUAUUUGUGGGCCGCAGUAUGAGAUUGCGCUGACGUUGGCUGAAACUUUGACAAGGGAACUUCUGCCAAGUGAGAUGUUGGACGAUGUGCAGGAGCUGGAGGCAGCCCGGCGGUCUCCGACGUGUCAGGUCUUGGUACAGCGGAUCUCCAGAGCUUUGGGGCGCUCGGCGGAGAUUCUGAGCCACGAGGAUCAGGUGGCUCACUUGGCCUUGCCCUUGGAGCAGUGGGCUCUUCACGUGGCGGAGCAUCCCUCGAUCCUGCACCCAGCAAGGCGUUGGUUUGGUUCUGCGGUCUUCUUCGCGGUGUCCACCGUGGGGCGAGAAGCCACGCUGCCCAGCCUGGCCUUACAGAGCCUGCUGAUCCUUUUGAAAGCCUUGACUUGUGUGGAUGUGUUCCGAGAGGACACCCCAGAAUUCCGCGCCCUAUGCCUGAGCCUGGUGCAGUGUGGGCGCGAUCAGUUUGGUCAAAGCUUCCAGGAAGCUUUGCUGGAGAGCUUCUGCGAGCUCGACAGCUUGACCUCCUCCAUUCAUGCGCAGCGGCUCUACUUCUGGAUGGGGCUCUUAUCCUUGGCUGAGGUUCAGGACUUGUGGGCCGCUUGGCCCUCGGUCCUCCAUUGCUUGCGCGCCGGCGGCGUGCUGACGGCGCGCGCGGUGGCGCUGGUGGCCGAAACGCUGGAGCGGCACGUGCCGCCACGGCGAGCGCUGAAGCAGAUGCAGGAGGUUUUGACGACCGCCCUGCCUGUGGCUGCCGAGGCGUCCUCGGGGACUGAGACGAUGGCGGCAUUGCACCGGAGCAUCGACAAGUUCAUGGAUGUGGCGAGAGACAGCAGUCCCGAGGAUGUCUCCUGGGUGCUCGGGGAGCUUGCUCAGCAGGCACUCGGACACCAGGAGGAGAAGAAGGCCAUGAUGUUUUUCCAGCUCCUUCUUUUGGCCAUCCGCCGCGAGCCCAUUGCAGUGGUGCAGGACUUUGUGGCGAAGCCUUUGGCGCUGCAUCCUCCCUUCCGAGAGCUCUUCGCCGGCCAUGUGUGCGCUACGUUUCCUGAGAAGACUCGACCUGCCGUGGCAGGCUGGCUGCUGCAGCAGUUCCCUGAUGCGGCCAAAGCCUUUACGGAGCAUGGUCCUGCCAUUGGCGAAGCCCAUCCAGUUCUACGCUCUGCGUUGUGAGAACAACCUCCGCCGUCGAUUUCGCGCGCGGCAGAA